Molecule: messenger RNA, 5023 nt
Organism: Ostrea edulis (European flat oyster)
Lineage: Eukaryota; Metazoa; Mollusca; Bivalvia; Ostreida; Ostreidae
Exons: 1
Coding region: 1648-2718 (356 amino acids)
Biological process (GO): positive regulation of transcription initiation by RNA polymerase II; regulation of apoptotic process
Molecular function (GO): DNA binding; transcription coactivator activity
Source: RefSeq, a predicted model, not a curated record
GGGGACAGUACACAGUCAGUAUACAGUCAAGAUGACGUCAUGGGUUUUUCCCCACAUAGGUCAUUGAGGUCAGGGGUGAGUACACAGUCAAGGGGGAGUAUACAGUCAAGGGGGAGUAUACAGUCAAGGGGGAGUAUACAGUCAAGGGGGAGUAUACAGUCAAAGGGGAGUAUACAGUCAGAGGGGGAGUCCACAGUCAAAGGGGAGUAUACAGUCAAGGGGAAGUCUACAGUCAAGAGGUAGUCUCACUUACGUCAUAAGGGAGUCUUUUUUAAAAAUAUGAAUAAAUACCCUGUAAAUCUCAGUUGCGUUGGCAUAACGAUGGCAACUCAGGAAAAGCAGUACAAAUGGAAAAUUUUGGCCUGGAGUGCUUUAAGAAAAAAUGAAAAGAAAUGGACUUUACAAGAAAGUCAAUGGUUUGACAGAAAAGAAGAUUGCAUUGUUGAUUUUAAGGAAAAAAUGAGAAAUGGUUAUGACAUUGCAGACAGCUGGGGAUCUGAAGAAUACAUAUUGAAACGUAGAAUUAUGCCGAAAAAAUACUUUCCACAGACCUUGAGAGAAUCGGAUUUUUACAGUUCAAGAUGACAUCAUAGGGUAUUGAAAACCCCGCCCACAGAGGUCAUACGUUAUGUAUAUAUAUAAAUGGGAAUACGGUGGUUUAGCAAAAUCAUUUUGAUCAAAGAUGGCUGAACAAGUGGUAAUGAUGGAACUUCUAACAAGUGAUUGUGGAAAUGAUUGCAAAGGGAUGUUAAAAGAGAAGUUGAAGAAAAAAAUCGGGAUUGUAGUACCUAGCUUUUUUGCAGUUGUUCUUAUUAUUUCUUUGUGCAUCGCUGUCAGUGUUUUACACGAGAAGAAAAAACCUAAUCAGGUAGACUGUGUUUUACGCCCUACUUUGGAAAAAGAUGUUAUUAAAACAUGUUCAUACGUGGAUCGGUACCCACUCUCGAACGAAGUAUAUGCCAUGAUAUGCAUCAACGACACCAUACAGAUUGACAUACGACGAUUUCAUGCUGGAAAACCGGGGAACAAAGGAAUUACCUUGAGUAAAACACAGUGGCAGUACCUUAAAACAUCUGUCGAUCAUAUGGAUGAAUCUAUUUUAAAAGCACAGAAUCGUAUAUAAAGUGAUGCAUGAAUAAAAUGUUGAAUUGUCAAAGCUUGAAACUAUGGGCAAGACUGUGACAUUUUCAGACAAGAAAACGAUUAUCUAUAUUCCCUAUGAAGAUCGAAAGGGGGAAUGGAUGACCAUGGCUUUGGACAGAUAUCGUUUUCAAAGAAGAAUACAUCAUGCAUCAAAAGUUUUAAAUCCUAUACUGGAGAAAAAUGUACAAAUAAUGCGUACUCAAUUUCAUACACAAAACUUGGAAACCCAUAAUGUUAAAGAUCUGUAAUGUCAAAAUCUACAGCCAGUGUUUUCUACAGUCAAAUUGAAGUCUACAGUCACUGACGUCGUGGGGUAGUAUACAGUCAGAGGGUAGUCUACAGUCAGAGGGUAGUCUACAGUCACUGAUGUCAUGGGGGAGUAUAUAGCCAAAGGGGAGUAUAUAGCCAAAGGGGAGUCUACAGUCAGAGGGGAGUCUACAGUCAAGGCGGAGUCUACAGUCACGAACCACGCGAUUAAAUGAUGUAUAAAUUUGAUCGAUUUGAAUGAUUUUCACCAGUCCUGAACAAGUCUCAGAGAGGAUACGGGUUAACUUCAUUUUUUUUAUUGUGAGAGUUUUGAUGUGGACAGAGAUGGAGGAUAAACAUCAAAACCUUAUUAAGGCAAACUACACUAUAUUGGUGAAGAAGAUGAUGGCAAUUCGAGUCGCGGAACAUUUGUAUGCUUCAAACAUAAUUACCGACGAAAUGAGGCAACGCAUAGAAGCCGAGAAAACCAGUUACGACCAAAGCAGAAAACUGAUUAGUAUCAUUUUACGUCGAGGAUCGAGGGCUUUUGUGGGAUUCCGAAUGGCCUUAAUGAAAGCCAAUCAAGCUGAUUUAUCGAGACUCUUGAUGAAUAAUGACGAUGAUACGAAGUCUGAAUACGAAAAGAAAUUAGCUAUGGCAAGAUCUUUAGUCAUUCCUACCAAAGAAAGAGGAGAUUCCGGAAACCAAUCAAAGAAAGCUACACACCCUCAGUCUCAGGAGCCAAGAUGUAGGAUAAGUCUGGAUGACUUUAAUGACCUGUUCCUCACCGUCAUGCCUUACAAGGGAACGGUUUACGUUCACAUUCGCCAUCUCGCAGAAUCCCAUGGUCGUCUCAUUGCCACAAAGAAAGGAGUCACCUUUCCUUUGGCUCGUUGGUUAAAAUUUGAAUCCCUUCUUCCAGAUAUCCAAGACUACAUAGACAACAUUGGAAAGGAGAAUGGAGAAGUGCAGUGGCAUAUUGGCGGAGGCGUGUUCGUCUCAUUGUCACCCGGCUACCCUACAGUGGAUAUAAGACACUUUUGGAAGCCCGACGAUGCCCCAGAACCCAUACCGACAAAGAAGGGUGUCACUUUGAACGGAAACAAACUAGCCAGACUUAGAGAUGCCCUUGAAGAAAUGCAUGAAUCUGUUCCAGAGCUCAAAGACACCGAACUCUGUAUGUUCAGCGAAUCUCAUCAAAAUCAACUUGGAAUGUUAGACUGUCCCGAAUGUACCCCGUUCGGUUACGAUGCCCAAGACAAUAUGUCCAAGGAAUGCAAUGUGGGAGAUUUACAGGACGUGAAAUCGAUUGAGAGUGAUCUUGAUUGACCUAAUGACCAUGAACACUGAAUUCAAAAUUAAUGAUGAGAAUAAUUAUAUAUACACAUGUUUGUUUUUCAUUCGAAAUCUAAUAAAAAUGAAUAGUAAUUAGUUGCCUGUCUUAAUUGGUUUGUUACUUGAAUAUAAAAGGUGAUAAUCAAAGAUGGAUCAUCAUUGGAACGCAGUAUGUCAAACUACACGGAUUACUUGAAGGAUCUCUACUACACUCCCGGUAAACCGGGAGCAUUUGCUGGUCCCGAAAAAUUGUAUCAAGCCGUUAAACAGGAAGGCAAAUACAAGAUUGGUAGAAGGAGAAUAAGACAAUUUUUAAACAACGAAGACUCAUAUAGUCUUUAUAAGCCUAUUCGUAAGACGUUUCCGCGCUCUAAAGUAAUAGUGAACACAAUCGACUCUAUGUGGGAUGGUGACUUAGCCGACGUCAGUAAUAUUGCAUCUCACAACGACGGUUACAAAUUCUUAUUUUUUUUAAUUGACAUAUUUAGUCGAUAUUUAUUUAUAGUCCCCUUGACAAAUAAACAUCAUCAAAACAUCAUCGAUGGUUUAAAAUCAGUUUUUCAAACUGGACGAAAACCACACACCCUUAGAACAGACAAAGGUAGCGAAUUCAAAAAUCGUUGGGUAAAGACGUUUCUGAAAAAAGAAGGAAUUAACGUGAUAUACACACAAAAUGAAACCAAAGCAAAUUAUGCGGAGAGAGUGAUUCGUACCAUGAAGAACCUUAUGUAUCGCUAUUUCAUGAAAAACAAAACUUACCGAUUUGUGAAUGUGUUGCAAGACUUGGUGAAAAGUUACAACAACAGACCUCACAGAUCUUUGGGUGGCAAUGCUCCCCUUACUGUCAACCAGGGAAAUGCUGAUGAAAUAAGACUCGAUGCUUAUCUUGCGGGAACAAAACCAAAAUCGGAUCUGAGAAAAAAGAAUGGUAACCAGCAUACAUCCAAGAAAACAAUGAAAAAAAGAGUAAAACCAUUUUUCAAGUUAAAAGUUGGAGAUAAUGUCAGGAUAUCACAGCUUAAACACCCUUUUCAAAGAGACUAUCAACAGAAAUGGACAGAAGAAUUUUUCAAAGUCGUUAAAAGAUACAAAAGGGGUCAAAUACCUGUAUACAAAGUACAAGAUUUGGCAGACGAUCCUAUAGAAGGCACCUUCUACCAAUCUGAGCUUCAAAAAGUUGUCAAGUCUGAAGAUGUUGCCUAUAGAGUUGAAAAAAUUCUUAAAAGGAGGCGUCGUGGAAAAACCAAAGAAGUAUUUGUAAAAUGGGAAGGAUGGCCUAAGAAAUUCAAUUCUUGGAUUCCAGAAAGCUCUCUGGAAAAGCAAUAAAAGUCACUAAUUUCUACAAGAUGUGUUCAUUCAAAAUGAGCGUUCGGAUGGUGUUGACGUCUACGGACAGUUCUGAUUAUUUUGACAAUAAACCAAAUUGUUAUCGAGUUCAAUUGAAUAAACAGAUUCAAUUCGACGGAUAUUGGACUGUUGCCCUGACAGAAUUUUCCUCAGAAAGCUGGAUUACAUCCAAAAAAGAAUCUGAGUUGUUUGUGUGUUGUGAUAUUUGUGAAGAAACUCUUAUUGGUGGAAAAGAAGCACCUCUCCUAAGACGCAUAUACCUGGGGAAGAAACCAGAAAAUAUCACUUACCCACUACCGUAUUACAUUCCAGUAAAAAUCGGCCAAUUGCAGCAGAUUGGCAUAUAUAUAACAGACAGAGAAGGAAACUUAGUGUCAUUCUUAGACGGACCGGUGACCGUAACACUUCAUUUCAAGAAGUGUCCUUACGUUCUGUGAAGAUGAAUAGCCAAACUUACGUCAGUGAUCCCAGAAUGUGGGAAAUCUUUUACAAGAACAUGGCAGAGAAAAAGUUCAACCCUUAUAGAUACAAGCCUAAACAAAUUGGAAGAGGUGUGAAAAGUUAUAAGUCUUAUGUCAUUCCAUUGAGACCUCACUCACAAUUAGAAUCAGUACAACAAACCAGCACUCAAAUGACCCCAGUGACUGCGGUGGAGGAAAGAGCUAAGAUCGAACAUGCCAAGGAUGUCAAAGAGGGUGUUCCAUUCGUCAAGGUGCAGGGGAGUAUAAAAAGGCCACGUUCUCAAUCGUCUGUCAUUCCUUCCAAGAAAUCGAAACGAACAACAUCUCAAAGGAAGAAGUCGUCUAAGCCUGCAAAACAACGAAAAAAGUCAGGAAAAACGACACAGAAGACAAUUAAGAAAAAGCGAGGAGCACCAGGCAAGAAAACACAAUCGAGAAAGAAGAAAGAGUUUAAGAUUGACAGUUACAGGAGUAUCUUUAAACAGUAGAAA